UCCCUACAGCCUGCUGCUUGUGUGAGUGGGUCGCUUUGAGAGUGGAGGAGCAGAAGCCAUAAUUGCAGAGAAGCCGGCCCCGUGUCCGACUGUCACAGGGGACAGUCUCUCCGCUCCUUUCCUGACUUAGUCAGAGUUUGGGAGUGACUUGUCGGAUGCCACCAUUUCAGCGUGUUGCAAUGUUUGCGUCAAACCCCUCCUCUCACAGAUGACCUCAUGUUGUGGGAACACCUCUCAGCUGAGUGUGGAGGGGCCGGGGUUUCGCUGCCUAUCCCUGGGCUCGUCCAUCAAUCAGGAGCUGCAGUCGGAGCGCCGGGCACGGAUUGCGGCAGCAGCCAUGAGACGCACGCCUGCGGCGGCCCCGGGAGUGGGCACGGUGCCCCUGCUCUGCCUGCUGCUCCCCGCAGCCCUCGGCUUCAACCUGGACUCGCUCAGCCCCGCCGUGUUCCGCGGACCCCGCCGCAGCUACUUCGGCUUCUCGGUGGAGUUCUCCAGCGCCCGCCCUGAAACGCCGAUUGUUCUGAUUGGAGCUCCCAAAGCCAAUACCAGCCAGCCGAACAUAACCGAAAGUGGAGCGGUCUACUCAUGUGCCUGGGGUCUGAACGACACAGCCUGCCAGCAGAUUCCUUUCGAUCUAACAGGUAACCGGAUGUACAAUGAGACUGAAGUCCUGGAGCUAAAGUCCAACCAGUGGUUUGGAGCAACAAUCCGAUCACACAAUCAUACUAUCCUGGCCUGUGCCCCUCGCUACACGUGGAGAGAAAACCAGCAGAACAAUGAGCUGGUGGGGACCUGCUACCUCUCGACAGGCAACUUCAGCCACGUCGUGGAGUACGCGCCGUGUCGAACAAAUUGGCACACACAUUCAGGCCAGGGAUUCUGCCAGGGUGGUUUCAGUGCUGACUUAACAGAGAGUGGCCGGGUGGUGCUUGGUGGGCCUGGCAGUUUCUAUUGGCAAGGCCAGUUGGUCUCUGCCUACGUCAAGGACAUUGUUCAGCCUAGUGCUGACUUCAACUUCAUCCAGUUCACCCGAGGCGAGGUGCGCACUGCAGUGUCUCCUGGCUCCUUUGAUGACAGUUACCUUGGUUACUCCUUGGCCGUUGGAGAGUUUAAUGGCGAUUCCAUUGAAGAUUAUGUCACUGGGGUUCCUCGUGGGACACAAUCCGUUGGAUAUGUGACCAUUUUAAAUGGGACAAAUAUGAAAGCCUUACUCAACUUCUCGGGUGACCAAAUGGCCUCAUACUUUGGAUCUGCUGUGGCAGUGACUGACAUCAACAGUGAUGGGCUGGACGACGUUUUGGUUGGUGCGCCGAUGUUCAUGGAGCGAGACUCUGGGGGAAGGCUGCAGGAGGUCGGCCGGGUCUAUGUCUAUUUACAGACGGGCCUGCUGGAAUUUAACGUCACGCAGAACCUGACAGGCAGGGACACCUACGGGCGAUAUGGGACCUCUGUGGCAGUGUUAGGCGAUCUGGAUCAAGACGGAUUCAACGAUGUGGCAGUUGGAGCCCCGUACGCUGGCGACCAGCACCAGGGCCUGGUCUACAUCUACAACGGGCGACCUGACGGCCUCAACAGCACCCCUUCUCAAAUCCUGAUGGGACAGUGGGCAGCCACUGCCAAGGUGCCAGCAAGCUUUGGAUUCGCAGUCCGGGGAGCAACAGACCUGGACAUGAAUGGGUACCCAGAUGUAAUUGUCGGGGCAUUUGGUGUUGAUCGAGCAGUGGUUUACAGGGCCAGGCCUAUUGUACGUGCAAGUGCCAUGCUGAAGGUGUCCCCUUCUGUCUUCAACCCAGAGGAAAAGGGCUGCACUGUGAACAACACUGACGUCACGUGCAUCAACGUCAGCUUCUGCCUCAGUGCAUCUGGGAAACACGUGCCGGACUCGAUUGGUUUUAAGGUGGAGUUACAGUUGGACAAGUUGAAGCAGCAGGGUGCGAUAAAGCGAGUGCUGUUUCUACAUUCCCAGGAGCCUUUGUAUCAGGACAACGUCACUAUCAUCAAUGGGCAGGGAGGGAUCUGCCGAGACCUGAAGAUCUAUCUCCUUGAAGAACAUAAAUUUCGAGAUAAACUCUCACUGAUACACAUCGCACUGAACUUCAGUCUGGAUCCCAGGAACCCCACUGAUGACCAUGGGCUGCAGCCAAUCCUCAGCUACUCAACAAGUGACUACCUGGUACAAAAGGCCCAGAUCCAGCUCGACUGUGGGGAUGAUAACAUCUGUGUUCCAGACCUGCAGCUCUCUGUUCAGGGGGAUCGUAAAACGGUGUAUCUUGGUGAUGAAAACCCACUGACACUGAACUUUGAAGCAAGGAAUCUGGGUGAAGGAGGGGCAUACGAGGCGGAGCUGUAUGUAUUCCUGCCUCCAGAAGCUCACUUCAGUGGGAUAGUACGGGACGAGGGCCUGGCCAUGCUCAGCUGUACCUGUGACAACCAAACCGUGGUCUGUAUCCUGGGGAACCCCAUGAAGCCAGGGACAAAUCUCUCAGGUGGCCUCCGCUUCACAGCCCAUCAGCUGCGCGACGACAAGAAGUUCAUCGAGUUUGAGCUCCAGAUCCGCAGUAAGAACCUCAACAAUUCGAGAAGUGAGGUUGUUCCCUACAGACUGGACGUGGAGGUCUCGGCACACGUCAGCAUCCGAGGGGUCUCCAUUCAGGACAAGAUCCUCUUCCCCAUCCCGAACUGGAAGCCCAAAAGGAAGCCAGUCAAUGAAGAGGACGUUGGGCCACCCGUCAAACAUGUCUUUGAGCUCUCCAACAAUGGUCCCAGCUCUAUCAGCUACACCCUCUUACAUGUCAGCUGCCCAAUCAAGUUUCAGGAUGACCGUCUGCUCUACUUCAUUGACUACGAAACCACGGGGGCCCUCCUGAACUGUACAGCCAGCAGCCCAUUCAACCCCCUGAAGCUGAAGCUGCAGACCCCUCCAGUGGAGCCAGCGCUGGCACUGAGUGUGGCCUCGGAGAAGGUCCAGCAUUCCAUUCAGCGUCGAGAGGCGCCGUGGGAGCAACUGAAGGAGCCGGAGAGCCUGAACUGUCAGCAGGUGGAGUGCCUGAACCUGAGGUGCAGGGUUGGCCUGGUGGAGAAGGGGGGAAACGUGGUGCUGACGAUUCGGUCCCGCGUGUGGGCACAGACCUUCAUCCAGAGGGAGAACCACCCGUACUCUCUCCACUGCAAUGCAUCGUUCCAGGUGCACUCCAUGCCCUAUCGCAUUCUCCCCACUGACUACCCGAAAGGGGCCAUACAGGUGUCCACCUCUGUAGUCUGGGCCAAGUCUGAGAGCUCCUCCGCUGCGCCUCUCUGGAUUAUAAUCCUGGCCGUGUUGAUAGGUCUGCUCCUGCUGGCUCUCCUCAUCCUGAUCUUGUACAAACUAGACUUUUUCAAACGGUCCAAACUGCCAUACGGGACAGCGAUGGAGAAGGCACAGCUCAAACCACAGGCCGCAUCGGAGGCUUAAAGUUCGAGAUCACAGAGGCGUGGGAGAGGCGACUGAGGGGAACCGCUGCACUGCUCCAUAUUACGGGGACACAGUAGCGCUCCUCCGUGCUCCAGGUCAAAGAAGGAGCAGUUCAGGAAAAGGGGCACCCAGGAGCUGCUGUGGAGUUUCUGCAAGCGUUAUUUAAGGAAAUUAUUCAAAAGCACUGAUUGUGAUUUUAACCAUUCUUUCAAGGUCCCUCGGUGAUGACAUCGAGUUGGGAUGGGUUUGGAUGUAAAUGUUUCAAACUGUUCUCAGAGUGCAAUAUAUUUAUAUUUUCCAGUGAUCUACAGAAGCAGCAUUGACCAGGGUGAAUCUUUUUUUUGGGACGGGUUGGUGGGAGGGAGGGAACCCCAGGUUCGAGGGCUCUGAGCUGAAAGGCCAGGCCAGAGCCGGGCAGCUGGAGCACUGAGCAUGCCAGCAUCACCCACUGCGCCCUGGCCAGAGCGAGAUGGCAGGGUCCUGGCCCCUGGUUGGGGGGGGGGGGGUGUGGGGGGGGGAAAGAUUUGAAACCGCUUCGCCCUCUGCCCUUCCAAUGGUGCUCCUCCCCUCUCUCGGCGGCAGACGGCCAAGCCAAGGUCUCGAGAUCCCCUCGAUCGGCGCCCUGUUGCCAGUCAAUGAUGGUGCUGCUCUCUAAUGUACAGACCCCUGCUCACACCACCCCCCACCCCCCCCCCCACAAAUCAGAGCCCACUCAUCUGUGAGGGAGAGCCUUGCUCCCACCAUUCUUGUGGCCAGUCUAUCUCCCAAUGAGCCUGGAGUUGGGGGAAGGAUUCCCCAACCCUUUGGAGAGCUUGUUGGGGGUGGGGGAGGGGCGGGGGGGGGGUGUGGGGAGAGGGUUACUGUUUUAUUUCAGAAGGUGCCGUGAAUUGAACUCCCUGUCACUGCUGGGGGAGGGGGGUGGUCUGAGUGAACAUGGAGGGAGGGAUUUAGUGGGGAGGGGAGAAACCUUUGCAGCCAGUUUGAGGGGAUUUUAAAGGGGAAACCAUGCUGUCGCUCGGCUGAGCCCCACACAGCACAGUCACUGCCUUGAAAGCUGCUUUCCCCUUUAAUGCCACCUCGCCGGUGGGCUCACCCCUGGCGCUGCGAGAUACACAGUGCCUUGCACCCGCUCUGUCCCACACACCUUCCUUGCUUUUUACUGUGGGUGUCGUUCUGUUUGUACCUUUUUGAUUUUUGCUAAAAGUUGUACAUGAAUUAAACAAAUUCAAUGAAAAUA
Molecule: messenger RNA, 4688 nt
Organism: Pristis pectinata (smalltooth sawfish)
Lineage: Eukaryota; Metazoa; Chordata; Chondrichthyes; Rhinopristiformes; Pristidae
Product: integrin alpha-5-like
Exons: 30
Coding region: 209-3451 (1080 amino acids)
Biological process (GO): cell-matrix adhesion; cell adhesion mediated by integrin; integrin-mediated signaling pathway
Cellular component (GO): integrin complex; external side of plasma membrane
Molecular function (GO): integrin binding
Source: RefSeq, a predicted model, not a curated record